UCGAGCGCAAGAGCACUGCGGAGCGACGCGCGCACCACUACAUGCCUCGUCCUGGUCGGACAGCGGGCAUCAUUUAUUGAUAAAAACAACAGUGAGCGGACGAUUGAAGACGUUAGGGAGCGAUUUUUUUGUGUAGCCUCCAGAAAAAUACGCGACGGAAGCUGAGAACAUUUCCAACGGAUACUCGUUUACAUAUAGACGCCUGACGCGCUGCGUACCACUUUAUAUGGUGAUGUGUCAGUAGAGCUCCAGUUUCCUUUAGCUCCCUCUGGUAAGAGAGCCCAGUCCUUCAACUGAACCUCCACUGCUUGAUCCAAAAUGGCUGCCACCAAAAGCGGUUAUGAGGGCAAGAUAGCCGGCCUAUAUGACCUAGACCGCACACUGGGCAAAGGCCAUUUUGCUGUGGUCAAACUAGCCCGUCAUGUGUUCACAGGCCAGUUAGUAGCAGUCAAAGUCAUUGACAAGACAAAACUUGAUGACUUAGCAACCGGCCACUUGCUUCAAGAAGUCCGCUGCAUGAAACUCGUCCAGCACCCCAACGUAGUGCGACUGUAUGAGGUUAUCGAUACACAGACCAAGCUGUACCUCAUUCUAGAGUUGGGCGAUGGAGGUGACAUGUACGAUUACAUCUUGCGUCAUGAAGGCGGGGUGGCCGAAGACAUGGCGAAAGUGCACUUUGCGCAGAUCGUUCGAGCGAUAGCCUACUGCCAUCGUCUGCACGUUGUCCACAGAGAUCUGAAGCCGGAGAAUGUGGUGUUCUUCAGGCAGCAGGGGACAGUGAAGCUGACCGAUUUCGGCUUCAGUAACCACUUUCAGCCCGGGACCAUGUUGAUGACCAGCUGUGGUUCACUAGCAUACUCCGCCCCAGAAAUACUGCUAGGCGAAGAAUAUGACGCUCCAGCAGUGGAUAUCUGGUCACUGGGUGUGAUCCUGUACAUGCUAGUCUGUGGACACCCACCCUUUCAAGAGGCCAAUGACAGCGAGACCCUCAUCAUGAUCAUGGACUGUCGCUACACUGUGCCAAACCACGUCUCUCCAGAAUGCAAAGAUUUGAUUUCACGUAUGCUGCAGAGGGAUCCGGCUAAACGAGCAUCUCUGACAGAGAUAGAGGGCCACUCUUGGUUGCAGGGUGUUGACCCUUCGCCUGCCGGGUACACAGCCGCUCCGCUCACCUCCCACCGCAGUUUGUUACCCGAGGAGCACGAGUUCAUACUGCAGGCCAUGACCAGUGGCAGCAUUGCUGACCGAGAUGCCAUUCAGGAAGCACUGGAGGUUGACAGAUAUAACCACAUCACAGCCACGUACUACUUGCUGGGAGAACGACUCCUUCGAGAAAAGCAAGAGCAGUCAAGUCUAUCUCCUGAACAAAGACAUACACAGAGACCCAUGUCAGAACCAUUGGACUUGGUGAGCCAAGUUCCCCGGACUGAUACACUAAGAGGAACACCUCUAGGUCCCUUAGCGCCUCUCGGUUCUCUGUCUUCCGGCUAUGUCCGACGUGGUGUGAGUGAAUCUGGGGACCUGCUGGCUCCCAAAUCCAACCGUCAUGACAACUCCUUCAGUGACUUUUGCAGCACGGCUCCCUGCUUGAGCCUCGGUCUGCACCCUCUACCUCCGGACCAACCUACUGUCAAGAGCCUUGGAGCCUUACAGCAGAUCUGUGAGGAAGAAGAGGAUGAGGAUGAUGAAAACGAGCAGAACAGGGAUGAGAUGAAACUUGAGGUGGCACCAGGUAAACUGGAUCCUCUUCCUUCAACGGAUCUCUCGUUGAAACCUUCUAGAACAUCUUUGCAAUCAGAGACUCAGAGGAGAACAGGCAGACCGUCUUGUAAAGUGAUGGGAAACUGUGAAACUCUGGCUGAGGAGGAGGAACUUGAGGAAGGGUCGGAAAUCAGGGAAGAGCAGAAGAAGCCUUCGGAUUCAGUGUCUAACAUCACUUCUGGCACCAUAGAACAUCAAGGACAGAUGCCCCCAAACACUGAAGCCCAUGUGGAAGAGUUAAACCACACAGAGCAACCAGGCAGAGGAAGGGACAAGGGUGUUUUCACCCACCCUAGCUUGUCUUUAGAUGAGCAAGAAGGAGAACAAAUUCAAGGUCCAAAUAUAGAUGAACCUCCACCACCUUCCAGACUAGAUGUUGUACAGUGCUGCUGGGGACAGCGUGAACCUUCGAAAAACACGCUAGAAAACAACAAUAACACCCUAGCCAAAUCUCGACUGCUUGAAGUUGGGGUGGUGUCAACCCCUUGUGGUUCCCCAAGGUCCCUGCCAAGGAACCACUGUGUGGACCUGGGUCCCGAUGGGGUGGAGAUGCGUAAGACUGCGGGAGAAGUCGAGAAACCUGAGGAGGUACAGCCUAAACCACAAAAAGGCCUCCAGGGAACCAGGGACACAAAUACUGACCCUGCUAUCCGGGCCGAUCCCAGCAAGGUCAAGAACGUAAACUUGCGAGAACGUCUGCUGCAGUUCCCGCUCUGUGAAAAAGCCUUGUCCUUCAACAUCCAGCCCACUUCUAAAGAGAAGCUCCUGCCAUUUGCACAGUACAACUGCUGCCAUGUGUUGUAGAGGUUGUAUCCCGAGAUCAAGGAACAAACUGAUAUCAACCGAAACCCUCCAACCUCUACAACUCUGGAGUUGUUCAGACAAUUAAAGAAAAAGUGUGUUCUCACCUCAUACUGUAACCUCAGAGGUGCUUUUCCACACAAUCUACUUAUUGUAUAUCUUUAUUUUCUUUCCCAACCCAGCAUUCCUUGCUGCUUUCCUGUAAAACAGUUAACCUCCUGACAAUGCUGUGUAUACGAACACCUGUAUCGACUGACACUGCUCACUAUAUUCUGUGCUAUCUCAGAGACUUUCAUUCGAAAUAUUGUAUGUCUUGCUAGCGUAGGAGCUUUAAUUCAAUAACUUGUCAUUUUGCGCUGUAAUAUCUUUACCACAAUAAGAGUUCCACCGAGUUUAGUCAUAUCACUAAGCGAGUGGGUGAAGACCAUGCUUCAGAGCAACACAUAAUAAGCCAACACAAGAACAGACAAUGAACAAUCACAACAGUGGAUGUUUAGAUUUAAGAACUAGCUGUCCCGUCAGUGUAGUAGUCCUGACACGUUUUUGGUUUUCGUUUGAUGUAUUUUUGCAGGCAACUGUGAGGCAAUGGUCUUUACUCAGAACUUGUAAGAAGUUGCAUGCUGUGGCAUUGUUGUUUUUCCCCACACCACUGUCUCAUGCUAGCAUGUUUGCUAGCAUCUUUACCCUCAGGCAGUGGGACAGGAAGCAGAACACUUUGCCACAUUGAUACAGUGAACAGUGACAGUUUGGGAGCAUGGUUAUGAGAGCAUGCUAAAUCAAAACAGCUUAGCAUAGCAUUAGCAUUUUGUGAGCAGGGGACUGACCAGGGAAAGAUGCUAAGUAUAUCUGUAUAUUUAAAAAAAAACAAGAAGAGGGCUCAAACAGAUUAUUCUGAGAGAUUAUGACGAGAGACUUUUUGUGAAAUGGACAUAAUAUUACACAAAACAGAAGACUGGUCUUCCUGGAGCUAUAUUUUAGUUUGUUUUAAAACUACUAAUUCUUGGAAAUAUUAUGAAGCUUUUAUCAAGCAUUAGAAAGUUAUCAAGGGUUUUUUCGAAAGAUGGUGACAAAGACACUUUUUUUUUUUUACAUAAGGAGAUAUGCGAGGGAGAUUAAUUACAUAACAUUCUAUCUAUUUUUGUUUAAUCAUCUGCCUCUGGGUGCAUCUUUAACAUAUGUUGUAAAGGGAUAAGCUGUUUGAAAUAUCCAGUCAUGUACAGUGUAUAUAUUCUUUUGGACAUAUUAUGCUAUUGGUAUGAUGUAUUUUGACCCUUGCACCGUAUACAUACCAAACAUUUCAACCCUUCCAUUUUAGAUCUUAUUCAGUGAACGUAGCAGUUUGAUGACACUAGUUUGGUGACUGACAAAAAGGUCAUAUAGUUUCUUGUGUCAUAGUUGUAAAUACAUUUGAAGAGCUGUACAUUAGCUUAAAAUGUACAUUGACAAAAUCCAGCCUUCGUAUGUUGCAAUGGCAUGAGUGAAGCUAGCGGUUACUGUUGUUUUGACCUCCUAAACAGCCUAAACACAUCACAUAAUCAUUUAGAUAGCAAAUGUGACUGUGGUUUCUGUUACUUUGGUACUCUAAAGGAUGUCAAAGCUAUUCAGUCACUUCACAUGUUCGUAAUUUUCUGUGCUAUACGUAGUGCACUUGUCACCGGUGAAUUCAUUUUUUUUGGUCACACUGUAGCCAAUGAAAGUGCAAAUGUCAAAUACACUUAUUUUUGUUUGCGAAAUCUUGUACCACAGAUAAGCUUGACCAAAUGCACAAGAAUAGAUAAUGUAAGAGGUGCUUUAGGGAGAGAUAGCAAGAAAUAUAGGCCUAUAUAGACAAAUUACAUAUCCAUAACUUCUGAGAUUCGAAUUUUCAUUCCCAUUCUAUGUUUAAUCAAUCAAGGAACAGCCAUCCUGGCCUAGGAUGAUUUGUAAGUACAACCUUCUGGACCAAUCAGAGGGCAGAGUGAUAUAUACGUAAAACCAGACAUGCACUAUAUUUUCGUAAUCAGCAUUUUUAUUUUCUUCUUAUUUUGAUGUUUCUCAUUUGACAUGGGUCUCCAUCCUUCAAAGCAUCUGUAAUCACUUUACAGCGAAAGUCGGAUUUGGGUUUGUCUAUAGUCCCAUUGACCCUUACUAAAACUAUGACUGUGUCUCAAUGAGAUUAAUUUAUUUUUAUAUUUAUUUAUUAAAACUGAUUAAACUGCCA
Molecule: messenger RNA, 4762 nt
Organism: Sinocyclocheilus rhinocerous
Lineage: Eukaryota; Metazoa; Chordata; Actinopteri; Cypriniformes; Cyprinidae
Product: SNF-related serine/threonine-protein kinase-like
Exons: 6
Coding region: 319-2565 (748 amino acids)
Biological process (GO): intracellular signal transduction; protein phosphorylation
Cellular component (GO): cytoplasm
Molecular function (GO): ATP binding; protein serine/threonine kinase activity
Source: RefSeq, a predicted model, not a curated record